Drosophila hydei is the source of this 1949-nucleotide messenger RNA. RefSeq names its product basic-leucine zipper transcription factor A. The record is from RefSeq and is a predicted model, not a curated record. The coding region runs from base 98 to 973 and encodes 291 amino acids. The transcript has 2 exons. Lineage: Eukaryota; Metazoa; Arthropoda; Insecta; Diptera; Drosophilidae.
CUGAAACACUUUCGUAUUUGAGUCACAUAUAAUUAUUCCCAUUUUUUUAUGCAAUAGAACAAACUGUAAAAAUUUCUGGUUUUUCUAACCCCACAAUAUGAGUUCUCCUUGUGGCAAGUGUAAUACAUGCUCUUGUUCUGGUCACACAAAACAGCCAGCGCAACAAGAACAACGUGGAAAGGCUUGUGGGCCUCAACCGCAGCCGCAGCAAUAUCAACAAGUACCUUGUCCCACACAACAACAAUCGCAACAACCACAACAGCAACUGCAGCAGCAAACAAGAACUUGUCCGGCACAUCAACAACAACAACAACAGCCACAACAACAACCACAAGUAAGAACUUGUCCAGCACAACAGCAAGCACAACACCAACAGUACCAACAGUACCAACAGCCCCAACAACCCCAACAUCAACAACAGAUAACUUGUACAAACCAGCAACAACUACAACCACUAAAUUAUCCGUCAAACCAACAACAACAACCACAACAGCAGCCAAACUGUCAGGUACAACAACAACAACCACAAGCAUCAAAACCAUGUCCGCAAACUGAAAAGAGAAAUAGAGUUGAAUGCCGCUGUGCACCCAGCAGAGAUCGACGAACCGUACCUGUGCAGGCGCCAUUGGCUGAUACAUACACUUGCCUGCGACCACGUACUCAACCCACCACUACUAAUCAACCGAUAUGUACAUGCAAGCAAAUGUCAGCCCCGGCCACAUGCGAAUGUGCUCCGCCUUCCGCACCGCCAGUGCCACCGCCAGUGACCUGUAAUUCGGGAGCUCCGCCGACGCAUGCAUACAUUGCUUGUGGCACACCCACUAACACUCGACGAUCAGAGAACCCAUGCUCGGGAGCUGUAGAAGAAGUUGUGGUGCCGCAAUAUAAAAGAGAUGAAACGAAGCAAAAGCGCCAAACAUGUAGCCAUUGCCAAUCACAGGCUAAACAAAAGAAGAAAUGUAUUAUACAAUAAGAAAAGCACAAUUCGGCACAACAUAGUAGGCUGAACAGGAUCGGUCAGAGAUAUGAGUAAUACAAAUAUUUUUCCUACACUUUCAACUAUUUGGGUACAAUUUACAUUUUCAGUCAAAAUUCUAUAAAAAGUAACAAAAUUUAAAAUUUUUAGUACGAAAACGUUCAAAAUUAAGUUAAAUACGUAGCAACGCUAAUUGGAUCAGAAAAGAAGCAAUAAUGUCCUGUAAUGCGCCUAACAUUCCAAAAACGAAUGGUUGCUGUUGCUCGCCAAGCGUCGCACGCAUGGAUCCUCCGGCGUUACCAUGCGGCGUGCUAAACCAAGAGUGUACUAUAAGGACUGGAGGUCAGGCUUCCUACAGAACGCCACCGAACCAGGGAAUGUGCAGUCAUUGCAAGGGAAAGAUGCACCGCAAGAAGUGUUGCACCAUUCAAUAAACUAAAGGCAAGAAAAGCCUUUUCAGAAUUUACAGAAUUUUCAGAGUGUUAAAGUCAAAGUUGAUCAAAGUUGGCUUUAAAGGAUGACAUCAGCAUUUUUAGUUGUUCAAAAUUUUCAUUCCAAAAUUCAAUUCGUUUGAAGAACAUCUUAGUUUCAAAUGUAACUGUUUGGAAAAACAACCAAAAUUAAAAAAAAAAAAAUUGGAAGCUGUUUUCCGAUUUCAAAACUAAAAUCAGAAUGUCCAACCCGUGUGAUACAACUGGAAGUCCCGGAUCAGGUAUGAGGCCGCAAUGUGAUUGCCGUCCACCAGAACUUCCGCAAACAUGUACUCCGUGCGCACCGCAACCAGAGAUCAUAAGAGUUCCUUGCUGCCCUGCACCUGUUGCCCAACUACCAGAAAAUACAUAUUACCGUUGCGACCAUCCACCGAGGCCACAAAAGAAUAGGAAAUGCAGCAUACAAUAAUUAAAGCUGCCAAAUAUUGAACAGAGCAUAAACAAAAAGCAGAAAAAAAAAAACAAGAAAAAUCAACAAUAAU